Prorocentrum cordatum is the source of this 505-nucleotide messenger RNA. NCBI's taxonomy places the organism in Eukaryota, Dinophyceae, Prorocentrales, Prorocentraceae. The record is from the annotation of a GenBank genome assembly.
AUGGUGCGCGGCAGCCUGGAGGAGAUGGCGCCCAGCCUGUCCCUGCGGCACGACAUGGCCCCGCGCCUGUACCUGCUGGAGGAUCCGGGCGCCUGGGGCGCUCCGGCUGUGGUGCUCGCGCCGCGUGGACGAUGCCCUCUGCACGCUGUACGAGCCGCUGCUCCCCGCAAGGUCCGCCGCGCCCUGAGCUUCGCACCCGUGCCGUGGGGGGAGGUGCGCCUCGAGCCCUGCGGCGGAGCGCCCCGCGGGGCCGGCUGGGCGCUGUGGAGCCCGGAGGUGCGCCACGCCGCCCAGGCCGGCGGCGCGAAGAAGCUCGGGGGCGCGGCCAGCGGCGCACGCAGGGAGCUUCCGGGGGUCCGCGCGGAUGCGGGUCGGCGCGGGGCUCGCCUCGGCGACCUCCUCCUGCGCCGCCGCUGGCACGCCAAGCGCGCCAGGGGCGGAGAGUCCAGCAGCGGAGCAGGGGCUCUGCGCGGACCUCUGGCAGAACAGCAGCGGGAAGCGUCAG